Dromiciops gliroides (monito del monte) is the source of this 1561-nucleotide messenger RNA. Its product is annotated as cytochrome c oxidase assembly factor 7. Gene Ontology annotation, molecular function: protein binding. The record is from RefSeq and is a predicted model, not a curated record. Gene Ontology annotation, cellular component: mitochondrial intermembrane space. Lineage: Eukaryota; Metazoa; Chordata; Mammalia; Microbiotheria; Microbiotheriidae. Bases 47 to 742 code for a protein of 231 amino acids. The transcript is spliced from 3 exons.
CCGCUCUGACUGGCUCGCGGGGCGGCGCGGCGCGGCAGCGGCGGUCAUGGCGGGUCUGGUGGAUUUUGAAGAUGAAGAGCAGGUGGCAUCUUUCCUUGAGAACAUGGAGGUGGAGUGUAACUACCAGUGCUACAAGGAGAAGGACCCAGAAGGUUGCCACAGGCUGGUCGAUUUUCUAGAAGGGAUCCAGAAGAACUUUGAUGAGGCAGCCAAGGUAUUGAAGUUCAAUUGUGAAGACAACCACCAUAGCGACAGCUGCUACAAACUGGGAGCGUAUUAUGCAACAGGGAAAGGAGGAUUACCCCAGAACUUGAAAAAUUCCUAUGACUGUUAUUUAAAGGCUUGUGAGAAACCUGGGAAGAAGUCGAUAAAUGCUUGUCACAAUGUUGGACUGCUGACCCAAGACGGGCGAAUCAGCAGCGAUGAGCCAGACCUGGUGCGAGCCCGAGACUACUAUACAAGGGCCUGUGAUGGCAACUAUGCUCCUAGCUGCUUCAAUCUCAGUGCCAUGUACCUCCAGGGGUCCCCAAGUGUCCCCAAGGACAUGAGCCUGGCUUUGAAGUACUCUCUGAAAGCCUGUGACCUGGGCCACAUCUGGGCCUGUGCCAAUGCCAGCCGCAUGUAUAAAUUGGGAGAUGGGGUUGCUAAGGAUGCUGCCAAGGCCGAGGCCCUCAAGAACAGGGCCCAGCAGUUACAUAAGGAACAGCAGAAAGGGGUCCAGCCCUUGACAUUUGGGGUGUGAGGUGAUCAGCCAGUCUCCUCUCCCCCCACCCGGAAAUGUAUGGACUUUCACAGGGAUACAUCUCUGGUGCAGGAAAAGCCUAUGGUGUGUUGGCUGCUGGUAUUAUUUGUACCAGGUGCUGUGGUCUGUGUUGCCUGUGAGAUAGUUAUUUUCUCUAAAAUGUCUGAAUCAAUCUGUACACCAUGGAGGCUGGGCUCUAAGCAGCUCCCCCAAAGUGGAGGGACUGGAGAGCAUUGGGGAGGUGGGAGUUGGGGGAAGAAGUAACCAGAGGGGCCCAGUGAAUCAUGGAGGCACCUCACAAAGUGUCGGGGCAGGUGUGUGCACAUGAGGCUUGUGUGUGAGCGCGUGUGUGCGUCCAGCUCCUUGUGUAUUUCUGGGUUUGUAUGGUUUCAUUUGGGGGGAAUUUGUGGGAAUGUGAAAAUCACGAGGUGCUCAUCAUUCCCUGAGAGUGAGACUUCUUUGUACCUAUCCAUCUUCUGUCAAUCAUUGCAGUUGUAAUCAUUUCCACCUCCUAGAAUGAUGAUUUUUGUGGAAAACAUUAAUGAUAUUCAGCAGUAAUGUGCAGUCUAAAGAGUUACCUGUCAUUAUCAUGCAGGGCCAAGAAUAAGAACUAAAGACAUCGCAGCCCAAGCUUCCCUGGAGACAUCACACUGGCUGAUAAUUAAGUGAAACUGACAUUCCAGAUACCCGUUUGCCUUAAAUGUUCAGACCCUAGAUUAUUGGGUGUGUAGAGACAUCCAUGAAAAGUUCUAAAGCAAAAGAUUGUAAUGUUUGAACUGAGCCUUUGAAAUUGCCUUGUGAAUAAAUUAAUUUAAUUUA